Paramormyrops kingsleyae is the source of this 2256-nucleotide messenger RNA. RefSeq lists its product as uncharacterized. The record is from RefSeq and is a predicted model, not a curated record. Lineage: Eukaryota; Metazoa; Chordata; Actinopteri; Osteoglossiformes; Mormyridae.
AAUGUUAAGCAGUGAAAAAACAAAAAGGGGGUCACCUUAAGUUUCCAGUGCGGCGCAGACCACACAGCAGCGUAGACCACACAGCAGCGUGACAGUGAGCGGUCCGGGUGCCGGGACGCAGGGACCUGGCUAGCGUUUCAUUUCCCGACAACGCUGUAUCUAGCUACAGCCGAGAAAAGUUCCAACGAAGCCUAAGAGUGUAAGGAAGAGCUAGACUUUAACGUCCGCACAAAACGAUGGAGGUGGUCCUCACCAGAUUGCGAGACUUCUCUCGCAAGACCGCCACCUUCGAAGACUUCAAGCCGACGGCGGUAAUGAGUGACAGAGCGUCCCAGAGGGAGCAUGACUUGGCCAGGGGGGGUCAGUUUGUGGAUGAAGACGGUGGCCCCUGCCAGCUAGAUAUUGAGAGUGCACUGGCCUGGCUGAGGAGAGAACUGAUGGAGAUGCGCUCUCAGGAUCAGAUUCUGAUCCAGCAGCUGAUGGAGCUGCACGCGGGGAUCCAGGAGCUGAAGCUGGAGUGUGCUGAAGCAGAGGAGGAGCUGGAGGAAGAGGAGGAGGAAGAGGAGCUGGACGAAGAGGAGGAGGCCAAAAGCUGGGACUCCGGGAGCGAGUUUGCCAUCCCAUAUCGCUGCUGGAAGGUGGGCUGUGGCCCGUACGCCUCCGCCAGCGUGCCCCUGUGCUACCGGGAAUCCCUGCUGGGUCGGGCCAUCAGCCGGAGAAGCUCUGUGCCCUGAGCCCAGCAUUUCCCAGCUCUGACAUCGUGCUGAACAACCAGAAUGUCACAGAACAUCUAUGGAUGGUGUGAUUGAUUUAGAGCAGUGUUUCCCAAUCCGGUGCUCAGGGACCCUCAUCUUGUCCAUGUUUUUGCUCCCAAUGAUCUUCCUACCAGACAGUCCACAUUUUUGCUCCCUACCAGGAGCUGGGAGGGAGCAAAAACAUGGACUGUCUGUGGGUCUCAGAAGACCGGAUUGGGAAACACUGAUUUAGCAGUAGUGGGAGUGCAGUAAAUUUGGUCGAACUGUAAAAAUCUCAGCAGCACUUUUAUUUAAAAUGUUAAUACAAUCUGCCUGUUGAGCAUAACUGAAAGAUGAGCUAUGAACAUGCUUUUCAUCACCAUUCUCACCCAAUUGACGGGCAGCUUGCCAUCUGGAACAGAUCAUCGUAGGAGCCCUCAGAAUGGUUUUAAGAGGAAUGUCCAUGCAAAUUUCGAAUGUUAUUUCCUCUUUCAAAGUAGCCAAAUUGGUUUUGAUUUGGUAUAAAAUUGCCUUUCUUGAAAUUAUGUGGUUUUAAUGAUUCCCAACUCCGUGCUACUCUGAAACGCUCACGGGCGGCUCUGAAGCCUGGUAGCUUAUUUAAUAGUAGCAUAAUGGCAUGAGGUUUAACGACAAACACAGAGAGUCUCUGUGUGAGACCGAUAGAUAGGACAGUGUAGAGGGUGCCGGAGCACAAAAAAAACACAUAGUAUCAGAUGUUCCACACCAGGCCAUCACUUACAAGAGUCCGUAUGACUGGAGCUGCGCUAUUGUGCCGUGGCGGCUUCCGUUCACAAAGCCGCGCUUUGUGUGCGCGCCCGGAGCCUGGUUUCCAGCGGCCAACUGAAAGGGCCCCCAGAGUGAAAUGUGGAGCAUAACUCAAGGUGCUUGUUUGUCCCGCAGCCCUGUGGUGGAGUACCAGGACAUGUGCCGAUAGUGCGGAGUCGCGCGGAGGGAUCGCUUGUCAAUAGCCAGCAUUAGUCGUGGCACAAGUGUGCUAGGCUUUCCAAAACGCUAUGAAAAAGCGUCAUCAAUGAUCAGAUCUGUAAUGUCAAAUGACAACGUGUUAAUGUGAUUUUACACUUUGGGUAGACUUUAUUUGGAUAUUAGACCGAUAUUAGAUUUCGUGUUGUCAGACUGAGGGCAAAAGUCUUGCAGAAACUGCCAACAAUCUGAGCUGUUAUAUUCAUUAUCAUUUUUCAUGUGAAUGUCUAUGUGUUCCUCCUACGCAUCUCACAAAGUCUGUUAAUGUUACAUUUUAACAUGAUUUUUUUUUUUGUGUGUGUGACCCUCUGAAGACCGUAAUUCACACCACCCUUCACCACAGAAAAAAAAACCCACAAAACCAAGCCCGCGUGAAACAUUCGCCGACCUGACCGUCUGUAAAUCCUUCCCUCCCGAAGCGACAAGUGGAUCUCCGUCCACAGCCUUAUGUAACCCCUGGCAGACAGGCCGCUCAUUGUGGAAUGCUACAGCUGAGUAAUAAACGCUACAAAACACUGUA